This is a messenger RNA of Didymosphaeria variabile, 1209 nucleotides long. RefSeq lists its product as uncharacterized. The coding region runs from base 1 to 1209 and encodes 402 amino acids. NCBI's taxonomy places the organism in Eukaryota, Fungi, Ascomycota, Dothideomycetes, Pleosporales, Didymosphaeriaceae. The transcript has 2 exons. The record is from RefSeq and is a predicted model, not a curated record.
AUGGUACGUGUGUGGCUCCAACUGAUUAACACUCGCAUUGAUUCAUACGAGAUAACUCCAAUUAAACAUGACAUCCCAUCGUCGCCACUUAUGGCUGAGGCAAGCUCCGAUUUCAAUGUCGGCUCAGCCAGCAACCGCGUUUUCAGAAUCGCAGAACUCCUGGAAAAGAGACUCCGCCACGCCAACAGCUCGGUACACCUCAUCGCUUUGAGUGUCUCUCAUGAGUGGAGAGAUGUAGCUCUUUAUAUCAUGCGACCAUCCAGCGUAGCCAAUGAUUUCGCUCAUGCCUACCCCUGCCCGCCCGUCAAAUUUGGUGAUCGAAUUCCCGAACAGCUCAAUAACUGGCUGCCUGCCACGACCGAAGAGUUCGACGACCUUUUAGCGGAACUCGAGCUAAAUCUGCCAUGGGAUCGCGACGGCAUAUAUCGAAGCAUGGACCGCUUCCAAAUGUCCGACAGGCCAAACAUCAUCAAAACAGUCUGCUUCCCGGGACGAAUAACCAUGGCAUCGAAUGCAACUUCCCGCCAGGUUUAUGCACCCCAAGUUUUCUCCUCCGAGCAGUUGAUGGGAGUCGACAUCGAUGUGAAUCUCCAUUAUCACUGUAGGCGCGUCUAUGUGCCGAAGUGGGUCGAUGUCACGCAGUUCAGGUUGAAUCCGUAUUUUGCGAACUUAUUUCAAGAUGCAUUUGAAACUAUCAAUGGUCUAUAUGAAAUCAGUCUCCAACCUCCAUGCCCCACGGACAGUGGGUCGACUUGGGACUCGUUGCCUCCAGCGGCUAUGAACUACCUCGCCACCCAAUUCCUCACGCAGCCACCAGUCAUCUCCCUCAACGUCAGCACCUGGAUCCCAAUGAUGAACAAGCCACGAGUGCGCAAAGCCCUCCAUAUCAUCAACGUGCGAAACGAAGACGGCAUCCGCGUUUCGGAACUAAUAGCAGCAAUGAAAGCAGCCUCAGGACUAGCUGUCGAGCACUGGAAACAUUGGGCAAGACUACUACGUGUGGCAGUCCAGAACGGUCACCCGAAACAGGAUUUUUGGAUUGUGGACGGAAGACCAAAGCUGCUUGUAUCGGUGGAUCCAUUUUCGAGCGAAGAGUUGAGCGAGACGUCGCUGCAUUAUCUUACCUGCAUGCAUGCACUUCCGGGGAGGGAUAAGCGUCAGGAAGAAUGGAUACCGAGGGGAUUAUGGCACUCUGAGAUACCGGGGUAG